This is a messenger RNA of Halichondria panicea, 2261 nucleotides long. RefSeq lists its product as uncharacterized. The coding region runs from base 109 to 2082 and encodes 657 amino acids. The transcript has a single exon. The record is from RefSeq and is a predicted model, not a curated record. NCBI's taxonomy places the organism in Eukaryota, Metazoa, Porifera, Demospongiae, Suberitida, Halichondriidae.
CACAUAACAGAUAAACACUAGUCUUGAUAGCUAGUAAAUUUUACAAUCCUUUCCUAGCACCAACUUUUGUACCGUGACACUGCAAAUAGAGCAACAACCCUAUACAAAAUGUCUACCCCUGAUGCUGAGGAGGGUCCUACUACUGCAACAACACCCAUUGCUGACAUCAUUUCAAACAUGAAAGCAAGCAGCGAAUGGAGAAUCCUUGUGUAUGGUGUUAAUGAGCCAGAUCAACAAGAGGCAAACGAGCACCAUAUGCAUAUCCUGAGUGGUAUUCUUGGAAAAGAAAUAUCUCCUGACGAGCGAACAAUUCCAAAUUUUGACUUUUCAAGCAAUGGUGUUACGGUGACAGUCCAUAUAGGAUCUCACCCUGAAUGCAACGUAUCUCAUGACGAAGUUGAUUUGAUGGUGUACUUCAUCCCUGUGAAUGGAGAUAUCGUCGACCAUUCCCAUGUAGUUAAAAUAGGAAAGAUCACGACUGCACACGGAGCUAUGGUUUGGAAGCACUCUGUUAUUGUGUUUACUGGUGUUGAUGCCACUGCAGACGCGUAUGCACUGAAGACUGGAGAUGUAGCUACACGAUUGGAGGGAGUACUUGACUCUUGGAACACUACAGUUCAACAAGCUCUCGACUCAGCAAUCGCCAACGAAGUAGGUAUCAACUCAAAAGAAGUGUUGAUACGACCAGCAGGAAGACGAAAUCAACUCAAUCUACCAAAACCACAUACACGAUGGUUUUCACUUCUUUGGUUAGGAUGCUUUCUGUCAUCUAAAGUCAACUCGAUACCUGCCAUUCUAAAGGUGGCUCAAGGCAGGAUAGCAAACAUCGUGAAGGAUAGUGACAUCGACCAGUUACAGCUGUUCGAGCAACAUAUUCAAGUCAAAGAGAAUAGUAUACAGCUCCCCCAGAAUAUGAGAAUCGGUCUCGGUUUAGGUGGAAGUUCAGCUAUUGCCGGUGCUGCUGCUGUUGGAGCCACAAUCGGUGCUGUUAUUGGUGCAUUGGCAAUUGGUGUUCCUUCGUUUGGAGUAGCUGCUGGUACUGGGCUUGCACUGGGAGCAGUUAUUGGAGGAGGAUUAGGAGCUAGCAUUGCAGGAGCUGCUGUGGGUGGGAGAUACAAGGCGGCAAAGGAUAAGCAGAUGGAAGAAAUCGAUGCUUCUGAGCUGAAGCUCUAUUACGCUGAGCUUUUAUCUCGAAUUCCAAAAAUGAGUGCUUAUCUGACAACAUGGGCUGAAAAGCAAAUCAAUUGCAAGAUCGUUGUUACUGGUGGGAAAGGUGAAGGUAUUUCCACAGUAACAGCUGCACUGAUAGGUAAACCACCCCGAGAAAGUGGCUCAGGUCUUUAUCUGCAGCAAGUUAUCCGUAUGAAAGCAAAUCUGCUCGCUUAUGAUUUCCAGGGUUUUCCAAAAGUGGGAGACAAGCAACUUAAGGCAAAAGAGCUAGUUGAGUUUCAAAAGAGCAAAAAUACUCACCUGCUAGUAUUUUGUAUACCGAUAACAUCGCCAAAGGAGGAUUUUGUGUAUUCUCCACACGUCAAGUACUUGGAGCGGCUGUGUGAAGUCAAUGACAAGAUUCCAUGCAACACAGUUAUUGCUCUCACUCAUGCGAAUGAGAUGAGGGCUGAAAUGAACAAGCGAAACGAUCUGUCACAAACAAGCCUCCACCAGUUUUUCCAUGAUGAGCUCGAAAGCUGGAAGCUGCAAAUAUCCACGGUAUUUGAAAAAUACAUUCAUAUCGACAGUGAAAUCACAGAGAAAAUCCCAGUAAUUCCAGUUGGAAAUUUGGAGCCAGUAAUCGAUCUUUCCGAUGACGAAAAUCCCACCCCAGCUACCCAGUACCAUUGGCUUUCUGAGAUGCUUCUCCACGCAAUGCCGGCAACAAAAGCAGAAGGAUUGUCUGCUCUUAUCGAAGCUAAUCAACAACGAAUUAGUAGCAGACUAUGUCCUUAUCCAGACAAUGCUCCCGAACUAAUCGUCGAAGCCAAGUGCUCAAUGUUUUCAAAGGCUGGACUACAAGAUAAGAAACAGCCAGGAGAGGCGAUUGGUAUGAUCCUAGGAGUUAAAGAACCGGAUCAAAACGAGUAAACUGACUGCAGUUUUAGCACAGUUUUAAAUAGCACACUAUAGUAACUAUAACACUAUUCCAUGCAUGCAUGAAAACAAACAAACGUAUGUAUAUAUGCGAGUGUAGCUUUAAGUUUAUUUGUGCCAACAAUCUAUAAUACAAAUCACUAUCACAGUUAUGUGUGGUUGCUCCUUGACAA